Messenger RNA from Chinchilla lanigera (long-tailed chinchilla), 2184 nucleotides. It is a transcript of the gene Lmnb1, whose product is annotated as lamin B1. The record is from RefSeq and is a predicted model, not a curated record. The coding region runs from base 272 to 1402 and encodes 376 amino acids. The transcript has 10 exons. NCBI's taxonomy places the organism in Eukaryota, Metazoa, Chordata, Mammalia, Rodentia, Chinchillidae.
UUAUGCUAAGAAAGAAUCUGAUCUUAAUGGAGCCCAGAUUAAGCUUCGAGAAUAUGAAGCAGCAUUGAACUCUAAAGAUGCAGCUCUGGCUACUGCACUUGGUGACAAAAAAAGUUUAGAAGGAGAUUUGGAGGAUCUGAAGGAUCAGAUUGCUCAGUUGGAAGCCUCCUUAGCUGCUGCCAAAAAACAGUUAGCAGAUGAAACUUUGCUCAAAGUGGAUUUGGAGAACCGUUGUCAGAGCCUUACUGAGGACUUGGAGUUUCGUAAAAACAUGUAUGAAGAGGAGAUUAAUGAGACCAGAAGGAAGCAUGAGACGCGCUUGGUGGAAGUGGACUCCGGACGUCAGAUUGAGUAUGAGUACAAGCUGGCGCAGGCCCUGCACGAGAUGAGAGAGCAGCACGAUGCCCAAGUGCGGCUGUACAAGGAGGAGCUGGAGCAGACGUACCAUGCCAAGCUUGAGAAUGCGAGACUGUCCUCAGAGAUGAACACUUCCACUGUCAACAGCGCCAGAGAAGAGCUGAUGGAAAGUCGCAUGAGAAUCGAGAGCCUCUCGUCUCAGCUUUCUAGUCUUCAGAAAGAGUCUAGAGCAUGUUUGGAGAGGAUUCAGGAGCUGGAGGACUUACUCGCCAAAGAACGGGACAACUCUCGCCGCAUGCUGUCUGACAAAGAGAGAGAGAUGGCCGAAAUAAGGGAUCAGAUGCAGCAGCAGCUGAACGAUUAUGAACAACUUCUUGACGUGAAACUAGCACUGGACAUGGAGAUCAGUGCUUACAGGAAACUCUUAGAAGGCGAAGAAGAGAGGCUGAAGCUCUCUCCGAGCCCGUCCUCCAGGGUGACGGUGUCGCGCGCGUCCUCCAGCCGCAGCGUGCGCACCACGAGGGGAAAGCGGAAGAGGGUGGAUGUGGAGGAGUCAGAGGCCAGCAGCAGUGUGAGCAUCGCCCACUCCGCCUCGGCCACCGGGAGCGUGUGCAUCGAGGAGAUCGAUGUUGACGGCAAGUUCAUCCGCCUGAAGAAUACCUCCGAGCAGGAUCAACCAAUGGGAGGCUGGGAGAUGAUCAGAAAAAUUGGAGACACAUCAGUCAGUUACAAAUAUACCUCAAGAUACGUGCUGAAGGCAGGCCAGACCGUUACAAUUUGGGCUGCAAAUGCUGGUGUCACAGCCAGUCCUCCCACUGACCUCAUCUGGAAGAACCAGAACUCUUGGGGCACUGGCGAGGAUGUGAAGGUUAUAUUGAAAAAUUCUCAGGGAGAGGAGGUUGCACAAAGAAGUACAGUCUUUAAAACAAGCAUACCUGAGGAGGAGGAGGAGGAGGAGGAGCCGUCGGGAGUGGUUGUUGAGGAAGAGCUUUUCCACCAGCAGGGAGCCCCAAGAGCGUCCAAUAGAAGCUGUGCAAUUAUGUAAACUUCGCAAGGCAGCUGUCUUCCUCAGUAUAAAGAAGUGUGGUAAUUCUUACCUGUAUACAGUGCAGAUCCUUCUCAGAAGCACAGAGUAUUUUUAUAUUUCCUUUAUGUGAAUUUUUAAGCUGCGAAUCUGAUGGCCUUAAUUUCCUUUUUGACACUGAAAGUUUUGUAAAACAAAUCCUAUCCAUACACUUUGUUGCAAGAUGUGAAUUAUUGACACUGAACUAACUGUGCUGUUCGGAAAGGGUCCCUCAAAUUUUUUGGCUUUUUUUGUAAGUGUGUACGUGUUUUCUGUUUUUUUAAGUUCUUAUGAGAAGGGGGAUAAAUAAACCACUAUGUGUCUGGCUAUAAGUUGAAGAUUGCUCCAUCUAGAUUGGCAAUCUGCUCUUGAGUCUUUUCUGCUCUAUAUAACGGUGCUGUGAGGGCGGGGAAAGCAUUUUUCAAUAUAUUGAACUUUUGUACUGAAUUUUUUUGUAAUAAGCAAUCAAGGUUACAAAUUUUGUUUCGUUCUGUUUUUUAAAUAGAAAAGAAAAGAGAAAUUUUGUAAGAAGGCAAUAUUAACCUAAUCAUCAUGUAAGCACUCUGGAUGAAGGACUCCGCAAAGCUGUUCCAUGGUUAUUCCUCUUAGAAUCUUAACUCAUGAGGGCAGUGGGGCCGGGCAGGGGUGGUGGGGCGAGGGAAGGGUUUCUCUAUGAAAAUGCAUUAGUCGUGUUUUUUAAGAUAGUGUAACAUGCUUACAUUUCUUAUGUGACAUUAACAAAUAAAAAGUUCUUUUAAUAUUAA